Messenger RNA from Syngnathoides biaculeatus (alligator pipefish), 2044 nucleotides. Its product is annotated as E3 ubiquitin-protein ligase RNF180-like. The transcript has 9 exons. The coding region runs from base 309 to 1700 and encodes 463 amino acids. Gene Ontology annotation, biological process: norepinephrine metabolic process; positive regulation of proteasomal ubiquitin-dependent protein catabolic process; protein polyubiquitination. Gene Ontology annotation, molecular function: ubiquitin protein ligase activity; ubiquitin conjugating enzyme binding. The record is from RefSeq and is a predicted model, not a curated record. Gene Ontology annotation, cellular component: endoplasmic reticulum membrane. Lineage: Eukaryota; Metazoa; Chordata; Actinopteri; Syngnathiformes; Syngnathidae.
CUCUCUCUCUCUCUCACUCUCUCUCUCUCUGGGAGAAUGUUCAUGACACAUAUUAAUACUAUUUAUGUAUUUAAAUUUGAGUUAGACGGGGGAAAUCUUUCAUCUAUCAACGCAUUUUGUUGACCCAGCAACGUAUAAGAACCUCGUUUCAGCCCCCACGCCAUUUGGCGUCGGCGUAACAGUGGACGACAAACUGAGAAAAGAAAACAAUGCUUCGGUGCAGGAAAUGCCUGAAGGUUGUCAUCGAAAAUCUGCAGAAGGCUUAGGUCAACAAUGAAAACUCAGAGGCGGCUUGCACCAUUUGGCGCAUGGAUGUUGAUGCGCUUCCAGAUUGGAUACUGACCUCAAUCCACCAGGCCCAGUGGACUGUGGGGAGGCUGAACUGUCAGAAGUGUGGGGCUCGCAUGGGUUGCUUUAACUUCAUUCAUCACAUUGAGUGUCCUUGCGGGGGGGACACCACUGUGCACUUCAGCAAAUGUCGCGUAGACUACGACCACAAGCAGAACCUUCUCACAGUCCAGCCUAGAGCGACAAGACCGAGCGAGAGGCUGCUGCUUACAGAUGGCUGUCGGGCUGAAUAUGAGAGGUGGUCUUUGAAUGGUUUACAGCUCAACAGUAUUGCCGUCCCGCCUCUCCCUGACCCCGCUGAAGCCUCAAAAGUAUUUACAGAAAGAGACUUGGCAAACAGGUCUUCACUGUCCCCUGUGUUGUAUCCCAUGGAAAAAGAUGAUGAAGCUGCCUUCAGUACUGCCACAGGCGGUGCAUCUGUGUCUGCCGCAAGACGGGCGCCUCCGGAAUGUCAGAUGGUGCAAACUGAGGAACAUGAGGGAUCAUCUGUAGAAAAUGCCCAGGAGGAGAUCUCACUGUACCUUCGAGGGACAUCAACGUCUUACAGUGCACCUCAGCAGGAAGAGGUGAUGGUGGUAUGUUCCACCUGGAAACUUGCAGGCCUCCACAGUCUUACACAGGCAAAGAAAGAAGGAAAAGAACCACCUGAAAAGCCUAUGGAGGAAAAAGAGACGGCGGAACUGUGGCUGUCGAGGCAGGUCAAAAGUUUGAAUGAUUUGAUGCUCAACAGUGAAGAGGGUGAGGAAGAGGAAGGGGACGGGCAUGGCCUCACGUGUGCAGUCUGUCUCGACAUCUACUUCCACCCCUACCUCUGCCAACCCUGUAGUCACAUUUUCUGCGAGCUGUGUCUCCGCAAGCUCGCAAAGAACCGAGAGGAAAGCACACUUUGCCCUCUGUGCCGUGGCCUCAUUUCGUACACUGAAUUUCAUGCAGAUCUUAGUUGCAAAGCAAAAGCCUUGUACCCUAGAGUGCACCGCGCUCGUGAGCAGUACUUCCAAAACGCCUCAUGUGUUAAAUGGCCUCUACCCAGCUGCCGCAAACCCUUCUUUAACCUCUGGGGUGAGAAACUCGGUGUUAUCUCGUCUCUGCAGACUCAAAUGCUCCCACACACAGACACAGGAAACUAUUGUGGAGAGAGAGAGAGAGAGAGAUUCCCAACCGACAUAGGAGGCAUGCAGCAAGGGCUCACCGAAGUUGGCACUUCGCCAAUGUCAACUUCACGCUGCAGGCUUUCAACAUCUCUGACGUGUGUGGCUGGUUUUUUGGUAUCAGACUGGCCAACUGGAUGCUGGCUUUCCUGUUUGUUUUUUUGCUCAUGUACUCCUAUGUUUAAGCCAUGGGAGAGCAUGUAAUAGUUUGCAAAGAACCUUUAACGUUUUUGCAAUUUUUUUUUAUUAACUCGGUACCUUCAAGUUAAAGCUUUAAUUUCAGUUUUCAAGUUUCUCAGAAAAAGCCAAGGUUGACAAGUAUUAUGACUUGUUAGACAUGAAUUCAAGAGUAUGGAAUGUGAUGAAGCAAAUGUUUACAAAUGCAAAUUUUAACCUAGAAUUAAUGUUAUUUUAGAGAUGUUAUUUUAGUGUAACACAGCAAAAUUAUUUAUUUUAGUGCAUUCCAUACACAAUGUGCUUUACAUAAUAAUGCCAUUUUUUAAAACAUAUGUGAAAUAAAAGGUCUUUGAGCAGGCAUAAACUGGGAA